AGGGAAUUAGGUGCGGCGCAUCAGGCUAUGACGACAUUUCGCCAUCCAGGCCGCGAUGUGCUUCGCGUCGCACUCCAGCUGCACAUUUUCCGACAUCGAACACAAACCGCUGUGUUGGACCACCCGCUUGGGGGAGCUAUCGAGGCGUUGACGCAUGGAGAGGGAGCAUGUUACUAUAUCGUAGGGCCCAGGGAUAAUAUCAUGAGUUGAAGGUACUUAUGGCUUUCCGCGGCCUGAAUUUUCAGGGAGUUGGGGCUUGCUGCGAACCUGCGUUCACACAGAUCCGAGCAAGACCCCUCCUCAUCCUGUUCCGGGCCCUCGUCUUUGCCGUGGCCCGCCUCCUGCUCCUCCGUGGUCGUGUCGCCCCUGGGCACGGCUCGCAGCCCGCGGCGCACCUCUGUAUCGAGGAGGGCCCGGGCGCGCGGGGCCCCCGCGGGCGGGGCGGGGCCAGAUGGCCGCCGGGGCGCCGCAGCUCUCGGCGCCGCUGAGCCCCGCCCCCUCGCUGCUCCCCGCGGAGCUCAGCGCCCCCAGCUCGCCGCAGAGCUGGCCGCGGAUCGCCGCCUUCGGCACCCUCGAGUCUGGCGCGACGACGCUCGAGGCCUCGGCGGUCACGACGAGCGGCCCCCACUCGCCGCCGCCUGCCGCGCAGGGGCUCCGGUACGUGGGCACGGUGGCUGGACCCCCGCUGCGGCCGCGGCGGCCCUCGCCGACGCCCCCUCGGCCCGCGCGCGAGGAGCUCGCCAGGCUGCCCGCCGUCGAGCUGGUCGAGCGCGUCGUCGAGGUGGCCCCCGCCCGGGCCCCGGGCCUCCCGGGGCCGCGCUCCGUGGCCGCCGCCGUCGCGGCGAGCACGGCGGUAGAGCCGCGGCCCGUGACCGCUGCCAUCGCAGCGACCGCCGCCGUGGAGCUGGUGAGGGAGGUGGCGGUGCCGGAGGUGCAGGUUGUGCAGAAGGUGGUGAGGAAGCCGGUGGUGGUGCCAGUCGAGCGGGUCGUCGACGUGCCGCAGGUGAGGUUCGAGGAGUGCGUAGUCGAGCACUCCUUGCCCCAGGUGCACGAGAUUGUGCGGCACGUGCCGCGUAAGGAGGUGAGGUACGUUGAUCGUCAGGUGCCAAAGCACGUUGUCCAGUACGUUGAGCGGGUCGUCGAAGUGCCACAUAUUUUGUACGAGGAGCGACUGGUCGAGGUGCCUCAGGUGAUCGAGUGGGAGAUCGUGAAGCAGGUGCCCAAACCCUGCGUAGAGUGGGUCGAUCGCCACGUCCCCAAGCGAGUGGUGGAGUACGUGGAGAAGCUGGUGCAUGUGCCCGAGCCGAUCCUGCAGGAGGAACCCUUGGAGGUACCACAUGUUAUCAACGUGGAGGCCACUACGCAUAGUCCAGCGCCACGUGUGGUGGCUAUGCCGAAGGAUCUGCCGAGAUACCACCUGAGCGUCCGUGAGUCCGUCCAGGAGGUGCCUGUCGUGCUGCGGGGCGAGCGCCCCCCUGCGGAAUAUGUGCUGGUGCCCUCCCCGCCAUCGCCGUCUGGUGCAUCGGCCCCGAGCACAGUGACCGCCCAGGGGGUGACCGCCCCAGUGACUGCCCCGACGGUGGAGACGCCGACCUCUCUGCCGCUUGCCCCGCAGGCCUCGCAAGUGACCGCGCCGCCGCCUCGGUUUGCGUCGCCACCCCUGGGAUCCCAGGCGAUGACGGCAGCUCUGGGCGGCGCCGAGGCGCGGGCCAGCCUGCGCUCGGCGCCAGAGCAGCGGCUGGCGGUGGAGCGCGGCAAGCUGAGGGCUGCUCCCUCGCCCAUGGGGCCCGGAGAGUGAUCCUGCAUCUCCUCUCGGGCGGGGCGACUAAUGGGGGUGGAUAAAAGUGCACCUUUCCUGCACCGAGGAACCCUGAAGGGGCCCUCUGCGACCCCAAAGGGGCACGAACGGUGCACGUUUCCUCGACCCCCAACUAUCGCCCCCACAUCGAGCAACGCCCUCCUCCUCCUCCUCCUCCUCCUCCUCCUCCUUCUCCUCCUCUCGACCCGCCUCUCAAGAAAGUGCUGUGCGGGAUAAAUUGGCUCGGGUAUUUAGUUGCGUGGCAUUGCAGCCCAGAGUAGCAGCGCCUUUCACGCAGCAAUUUCCAGCGAGCUGCAGCCCAAGUCAGCAGCUCGUGUACAGCGCUGGCCGCUGCAUCCGGGGCACCCUCUGCUGAGAGCUCCUCCUCCUCCUCCUCCUCCUCCUGCUCCUCCAUGUUGUCCCUGCACGGUUAACCUCACCCUGUCCUCGCCGAAGGCGUCGCCAAGGUGCUAGAUGAGUUUAACCGCUCUCCAGUUUGAUCCAGUUUCGAACCCAGCGCCGAAUCCGAGUCCAACCAACGGCCGUGCGUAGACUUCGUGAUCGGGCCCGCGACAGGCGCGACAGACGCGACUGGCGGUCGGGGACUGCUCGGCCUGCGGCUUUCUCGGCCGACGUUGUGUCCGAUGGUGUCGAGGCUCUGGGCUCCUGGAUCGGUCGGGUCGAUCUCGGAUCGACACGCCGAGAUCCAGGUCGAGGAGUUUUCAGGCCGCCCGAGGGAGGAGGUCCGGGGUAGAUCGGAUCCGAGAGUCGUUUCGCCGCAUUGGCGGUGCGGCCCGAUCUGGAUCCCGAUGUUCUUUACCCCGACGUCGCAGACGCAUCACCGAUCACUCGCCGACGCGGUGCGAUCCUCUGACCCCAUGGAUGGAUUCAUGGCGUUGCGUGUCGAGGUCUUACAGAAAGGGGAUUGGCUCUGGAUCGAGUGCAGCAUCUUACAGCCAGUGCAUCUGCAUAUUCUCGGCAGGGUCGCAAGCUUGCGACUGCAACAUCUCUCCGUGCUAAGAAGCGCAGUGGAAAUUACAGAGCUGAUUCGUUGGAUC
This is a messenger RNA of Prorocentrum cordatum, 2856 nucleotides long. The record is from the annotation of a GenBank genome assembly. NCBI's taxonomy places the organism in Eukaryota, Dinophyceae, Prorocentrales, Prorocentraceae.